AUGGAUGACAGAUCUCCUCAAAUCCGAUCCCGCCAUCGUAGAUGGAUUGGUUUUCAUGACGAAGAUGAUUUGCCAAACUCCCCCAAGGUGAGUGGAAGGGUUAAUUUGUCUGACCCUGAUAAGGUUGAUGACCUUGGGGAUGUGGGCAAUUGGAUAGAUAACUUUUCUGGGGUCAAUGUGAUCAAAGUUCAGGCUGUUAGUACUUUGGCUUCCAUGUUCCUCCCUGGUUUAACUGUGAAGCCUAAGAGGUCUUGGAAGAGAUGGGCUAGGGAAAAUGUCCUCGGUGCCUCAGGCUCGAUUGGAGAAGAGCCUUUUGCCAAAGUGGCAAAGAUAAAUCCCAAGAAGAAGGCUCCUCAUACCCCCAAACCAUCUGUUGAGGUUAAGAGGAUCAAGGAUCCUCUUAUUGAGCUCCAGAAGACUCUUGCAUAG
Messenger RNA from Ilex paraguariensis (yerba mate), 429 nucleotides. Lineage: Eukaryota; Viridiplantae; Streptophyta; Magnoliopsida; Aquifoliales; Aquifoliaceae. The record is from the annotation of a GenBank genome assembly.